CUUGAGCGAGCCAAGCCAUCAUCCGCGAGUAGGGCUGGUUGAAGACAGGGCGCCCCACAAGUUUCACACAUCACUUUUUCCUCCGGGCAACAAGUUUAUAUUCUUCUCUUCGCCCGGGGACGGAGACGCGGAGUAAACAUGGCUGCCCUUUCAGCCUGGUUUUGGAAUGAAAGGUUUUGGCUGCCUCACAACGUAACAUGGGCGGACCUCGCCGACCAGACUCCCGGAGUGGAGUACCCCAAAGCUGGACACUUGUAUGCCGCCCUGCCGUUGGCUUUGGGGUUAUUCGCCGUAAGGAUGCUCUUUGAGAGAUUUGUCGCCAGUGCCUCUGCGAGGAGCCUUCACAUUCAUCCGGACGUUGGACGGAGAGCUCAGCCCAAUGCAGUGCUGGAGAAAGUGUUUACGUCCAUUACAAAGAGUCCAGAUUCCCGCCAUCUGGAUGGCCUAUCCAAGCAGCUGGACUGGGAGGUGCGAAAGGUCCAGCGCUGGUUCCGACAGCGCAGGAACCAAGAUAAACCCAGCAUACACACUAAGUUCUGCGAGAGCAUGUGGAGGUUAACAUUUUAUUUGUGCAUAUUUACCUAUGGCUUCCAGUUGCUCUGGCAGACCCCUUGGAUGUGGGACACGCGGCAUUGCUGGUACGGUUAUCCUUACCAGGUCAUGACCCCUGAACUUUACCGUUACUACAUGGCAGAGCUGGCCUUCUACUGGUCGCUUAUGUUCUCCCAGUUCACAGACAUUAAAAGGAAGGACUUCCUGGCCAUGUUCAUUCAUCACCUAGCCACAGUGGGCUUGAUCAGCUUCUCCUACGCCAACAACAUGGUGCGGGUGGGCAGCCUGGUGAUGUGCGUGCACGACGCCUCCGACAUCCUGCUAGAGGCAGCCAAACUGGCCAACUAUGCCAAGUAUCAGCGGCUGUGUGACCUCCUCUUCAUCGUUUUUAGCCUUGUGUUCUUCAUCACGCGGCUUGUCAUAUAUCCACUAUGGUUGUUGAACUCCACCAUGUUUGAGAGCUGGGUCAUAGUGGGCCCCUUCCCGUCGUGGUGGCUCUUCAACUUCUUAUUGCUGGUGCUGCAGGUGCUGCACAUCAUCUGGUCGUACCUCAUUGCACACAUCGCCAUCAAGGCCAUCCUGAGGGGCAAGAAGCAGUUUUCGGUCAUCUUCUCCUUCUGGAACGACAGACUCCAUCUUUCUAUCAGUCUUUGUCCUUUAAGCCUUCUUCUUCUCUCACUUCUUUCUGCACACUUUUUUUCUGGCUGUGUGCAACGACGUGCGCAGCGACAUCGAGAGCAGCUCCGGGGAAGAGUCGCCGGCGGCAGAUCAAGUGAAGACGACGCGAGGGGAGAACGGCACCAACGGCCACUGCGCCUCUGCCGCCAGGAGCAGACCCCACAACCACAGCGACUGCUGAGCUAAAGACCCGUCCUCACGCGUGACGUUUUUUAACGCUCGCCCUCAGUGAACUUGAUGAUGCCGACGGCCCCACAGGCCAAGAGGUCACACGUAAAACACAGGCGACGAGUGCGUUCGGAUGGUGGCCACUGGGCCUAACAUGGGGACCUCUGCUUAGUGAUCAUCUUUGCAUUUCACACAGUCUCGUUUGGCACAAGUGCUUGUAAUUUAAUUUAGCCGGCCUGUCUCGUGUUACUUUUAUAUUACCGUUUUUAACUGUGACCACAUAGGGAUGAAUUAGGCGCUGCCUGUACUGGUUUCAGGUACAUGGACCAACAUGUCUUCUCAUACCACUGCCUUCUCCAAAUAUAUAUUUUCUUGGUAAAAGAUGCUGUUCUUCAUGCGGUGCAGUUACACCUUUAAUAUGGUACACAUACAGCAUUGCAUCCCAAAUGUCCUGCAGGGAAUAACAUUAACAUUAAAAGGGUGGGGGUUACAGUGGUACAGUCGAUCAGUCCUUAAUAACUUCCGGAUCCUGGUUUUCAGCAGCCAGCUGGAGCUGCUUCUGCCUCUGCAUGAAGCGGUAACCCCUCAUGGCGCACAGGUAGCCCCCGUAGAUGGUCAGCAGCAUCAUGGAACCCGAAAAGGCCCGAUAUCCGAUGUCUGCGAGGCGCUUUGCCGUUACCAUGACGACAACCUUUAAAAGGUAACCUGGAAGAAUAGAACAAGUCAGGUCAGUUCUUGUCUUGAAAUUUUAAUUGCCAAUAGUAGUAUCAGUAUAAUUAUACAUUACCAGUGGCAAAUCACGACCGUUCAAUUCUACAGCUGUACAAAUUGUAAAUUCCGGGUGUGAGACCGGAUGUGAUAACGUCACAACAGACGCAAACUAUAACAUACAGCGAACAUUUUCAGAAUCCUGUUGUUUAUACAACUAAUCUGAGAAAGAAUUAAUGUUCUGUUUUAAAUAUUAAACAGGUAAUAUAAGUAAAUAGAUAAGAACACUGGGAAAAUGCACCUGUUUAAUAAACUCAAACAAGUCUGUGUAAAAGCAUAACACUGGCUAAGGUAUCAGACACUUAUUUUACCAUAAAGCACAACACUGAACUUGUACGGCUUAUCAUGUUACAUUGCAUUUAACAGUACUUUCACUUCCUGAAAACAUUACAGCUAAUCAAUUUUCUAGCCAAACGCGUGACGUUCAAUCCAAACAUUUGAGCUGACGUAGAAAAAGUCAACGUGCAGCGACUAACCCAACCAGUUAAAAAAACACUUACCUGUUUAAAUUCCAAAUAAAGUUAGCGUUCAGUUUGUGGGAGCUCAAUGUCAGCAGCUACAAGCACGAUUAGCGGAGAUGCUAACAGUUGCUUUCGUAAGCUACGGAAGCCGAGGAGAUAAUAGUCUACGCUUCUUUUCACCAACAUCGAACAGCGCCACCUAAUGGUCACGAGCUAAAAUAGGAGAUCGUUAUUAUACUUUCCGUAGCAUGCCCUGCGCUGGUUUGGCCGCCAUGAUGGUGAGCAGAAACCAGGUAUCAUAUUGUAAACAUGUCCUCCGCACACUGCUCAGCCAUUAAUUGCUCUAAUAGACGGCCCAAAAGACGUUCCCCAAAAACAUAGACAGGCAUGUGUCGUAAAAAUGUUGUAGAUUUAUAACACUGGUUGUUGUAAACAAACAAGACAGUGGACAAGACUCAUUAAGUGUAUAUGGUGUGUGACUCCCACACAAUGUAGCUUUCAGCUAAUCUGUUUCUAUGGGUGAAUAGAUGACACCAAGCCUACCUAUAAAACCUGUGGGUGGCCAACUAAAGCUCUUUUUUUGCCAUGACCUCGUGGUUGGCGUAAUGGCUCAAUAGUGCGCUCCCACACUCCUGGGCUAUAUACAUAUACAUAUACAUAUACAUAUACAUAUAGGGCAGAGCCUCACGGUAUUGACCAAUGCACAUUGUCUCACACUCGGAAAUAAACGGCGUCACUGUCUGCAACAAGCUCCAAGGCCCCUGUUAAUUACCACAAAUAAACUCAAGAUAGAGCUCAGGAGACCUGCACCACCCGGGUUACACGGGCAGGUUAGUGUGGCCGACUUGGUGUUUUGAGUGCCGCAUCCAGCGGCGCUCCUAACCGAGGAAGGUCUCCCUCUACUGGUGGGAAUAACAAAGCACUCUUAAUUGUAUCUUCUUUUAAUACAGUUGAUCAGUAUGGUUAGUUUGAUAUAGUUGUGUUCCUUUUGUUUUGUAUUACUUUGCAUGUAUUUUUUGUUCAUAUUGGUUGCUGUGUUUUGUGUGAUUUAUUUUGUUGUAUUGGUUCAUAAUCCAUUACAUUACAGUGUCAACGUGUAUUUUAUUCCCGAAAGGCCUAUAGUGUUUUUAUUGUUGUUAUAAAAUAAAGUCAAUGUAUUUUUUACAGCCUCAGUCUGUAUGUGGUGUCCGACGUGUGGCGGCCUUCAAUUAAGUUUGUCAGGGUUGUGGGGGCCCUUUCUUCCCCAGUGGCGUUGUCUGUGUGAAUUAUCUUUUACUCAAACGGAUAAACUGCCCCCCUCUGGCCACACAUAUAAGUAUUUUUAAAUCAAAUUUCUGUUCUUUAUAACCCGAUUGUUUAAAAUCAAUUUAUUGGAAUGGCAAUUAAUGGA
This is a messenger RNA of Dunckerocampus dactyliophorus (ringed pipefish), 4017 nucleotides long. It is a transcript of the gene cers5, whose product is annotated as ceramide synthase 5. Gene Ontology annotation, molecular function: sphingosine N-acyltransferase activity; DNA binding. The record is from RefSeq and is a predicted model, not a curated record. Bases 139 to 1416 code for a protein of 425 amino acids. NCBI's taxonomy places the organism in Eukaryota, Metazoa, Chordata, Actinopteri, Syngnathiformes, Syngnathidae. Gene Ontology annotation, biological process: ceramide biosynthetic process. The transcript has 11 exons. Gene Ontology annotation, cellular component: membrane.